CUUUCUGCGGACAGAGAUGUGAAAGAAGGCUAAGAACACUUCACACAGCUGUGUGAUUUGCCAGGGGAAGUGAACCUCCAUUUGUAGCAGCCCACCAGGAGAGCAAGCAGACAAAAAGUACCUGUAACUUGGAAGGAUGGCUGAAAUACGGAACUUCACUUGGGCAGUGGAAGAUAUUUUCAAGGAAACUUUUCUGACUUACAUGAACGGCUGGAGGAAAAAUAUGACAAAAGCAGCAGAUGAACUGCAAGCCAAGGUUGACGCUGAAAACUUUGACUAUGUUAUCCUUUAUCUGAUGGUGAUGAUUGGUAUGUUCUCCUUCAUUAUUGUGGCAAUCUUGGUGAGUACUGUGAAGUCAAAGAGGCGAGAGCACUCCCAUGACCCUUAUCAUCAGUACAUUGUUGAGGACUGGGGUGAGAAGUAUAAAAGCCAGGUUCUCAAUCGAGAAGACCUCAAGUGUGUGAUCCAUGAAAACUUUGGUGCAAGGGACAAAACAAGCCCUGGAUCACCCUGACGUUUUGGAAACAUCGGCAAUGAGGAAAUCAUUAAGCCACAUGUAGGGAACUCACUGAAAUUAUACAUAGUUGUGAAACUGUUUAUUAGCUUAACACAGGUCAAGCUGGAACAGACUGCUGAGGAAAUCAACGUGACUGCUUUCUGUGAGAAAUUUGGCAUGGCUGCUCUGGGGAACCCCGAAGAGAACUGCAUAAUUGUGCUUUGCUUUGAUAUUCUGUUCUUCAGGAAAAUAAAGCCAAGAGAAAGAA
Cygnus olor (mute swan) is the source of this 764-nucleotide messenger RNA. RefSeq names its product potassium voltage-gated channel subfamily E regulatory subunit 2 (gene KCNE2). Gene Ontology annotation, molecular function: potassium channel regulator activity; transmembrane transporter binding; voltage-gated potassium channel activity involved in ventricular cardiac muscle cell action potential repolarization. Gene Ontology annotation, biological process: potassium ion export across plasma membrane; membrane repolarization during action potential; regulation of heart rate by cardiac conduction. The coding region runs from base 137 to 514 and encodes 125 amino acids. The record is from RefSeq and is a predicted model, not a curated record. The transcript has 2 exons. Lineage: Eukaryota; Metazoa; Chordata; Aves; Anseriformes; Anatidae. Gene Ontology annotation, cellular component: membrane.